This is a messenger RNA of Debaryomyces fabryi, 2091 nucleotides long. It is a transcript of the gene DOT4, whose product is annotated as ubiquitin-specific protease. Bases 1 to 2091 code for a protein of 696 amino acids. NCBI's taxonomy places the organism in Eukaryota, Fungi, Ascomycota, Pichiomycetes, Serinales, Debaryomycetaceae. Gene Ontology annotation, cellular component: nucleus; cytosol. Gene Ontology annotation, molecular function: cysteine-type deubiquitinase activity; cysteine-type endopeptidase activity. The transcript has a single exon. The record is from RefSeq and is a predicted model, not a curated record.
AUGUCAGGACAAGCCAACGUACUUUCCAACAGUGUUACGCCGCUUAUAGACCGAAUUUUGACCAAUCCGCUAACAUUCAUACUGGGGAAGCAAAUCGAGCUGAAUAAUUCUGAAAAGCCGGCCAGUUACAUAGUCUUGUCGAAAUCCAGCAAGAGGAGUGAUAAUAUUGAAAGCCAUAAAGUUCUGGAGCAGGAAAAAGAGUCAAAGGGCCCAGAAAUGAGGAAACCAAGAUCGAUGGCGGAAGCUGUGGCAGUAUACACCGGGAAGAAAUUUUUGAGUAAAGCAGAGAAAAAAGCUGCAAAAAGAAGAAAAGUAGCACAGCCAUUGAUUGACUCUGAAGAAGAGGAUGUAGGUGAAGUUGUCGGUGGUGACCCCAAGAUGGCGGAAUCAGAUUCAGACUCUAUUUCAGAUUCGCAGUACGAAUCUGCAUCCGAAUUUCAGUCGGACAGUAAUGUUGAGUUGCCAUUUACUGAGUUUAAGAGCGAAAGCGAGCUCAAGAGUAGCAGUGAACUGAGGAGCGACAGUGAAGUCAAAAGUGAGAGCGAGCUGAAAAGUGAUAGUGAAUCUACAAGUGAGAGCCCUGUAGAUGGAGAUGAAGAAAAUGAUGAUGAUGAUGAUGAUGAAGAUGAUAAUAAAGACUAUUCUCUAGGCGAUAAUGAGAGCCUUUCUGAAAGCGACAGUGGAAGUGCCAGUGAUGCAGAGGAAAGUUCAGACGAUGAUGAAGAUUUAGAUGCCCUCAAGCAUGAUCUUAAACAGGAUUUACAACGUGACCCUAAAGAAGCCACAAGCAAAGAUCCUUCAUUAUCAGGAACUGAUGAUGAAGAUGAAGAAAAGGAGGACGACAACCUGGAUAAGAAUACCACUCCACCGACUUCACCUGAAGAUGAGCCGGAAAAGGUUGCUGCAACUGUUGUCGACAAUAAAGACCUCGAUGUAUUGCCACUAAGCAAAUUUUAUCAGAUAAAUGAAGUUUCUAAUGAUAGAGGUUCUAAUAAUUCUACUAGAAUCCAUAAAAACUGGAGGGAAUUAUCCAAGCGUAAGCCCGUUGGAUUGUUAAACCACGGAGUUACUUGCUAUAUGAAUUCUGCAAUUCAAUCAUUAAUUCAUAUUCCCGCUGUGCAACAUUACUUAACGGAUAUUAAUUCGGGUAAGUAUAACAAAACCUUAAAGCCAAGAUCUGUUUCCCAUGUUUUGGCUGAACUUUCCAAAAGAAUGUGGGCAUUGGAUGACAAUGCAUCGAAAGUCAAACACCCAAAAUAUAUCAACCCUAAGAAAAUUAUUCAAAGAUUGGAUGAUAUUAAUUGUAUGAUGAGUGAAUGGCAACAAGAAGACUCGCAUGAAUAUUUCAUGUCCUUAAUGUCAAGAUUACAAGAAGAUUCCACUCCUAAAGGAGUAAAAUUAAACCAAUCGAUAAUCUAUGAUAUAUUUGGAGGAUUAUUACAUCAAUCUGUGACUUGCAAGAAUUGCAAUUAUGUAUCGGAUACUAAACAAGAGUUCUAUGACUUGUCCUUAGGAUUAAGCAGAAAGAAGAAUAAGGAUGUCGCAGAAAGUGCUGGUCCUCAAAGAUAUACUAUUGAAAAGUCAAUCCAAGAAUUUUUCUCAAGUGAACUAAUUAAACUUGAUAGAAAGGAUAAGAGUUCAGGAUAUGACUGUGAAAACUGUAAGCAAAAAUCGAAUGCAUACAAGAUAAGUACAAUUGACAGAUCUCCUGAAACUCUUACAGUUCAUUUGAAAAGAUUCAAAUUUAAUGGUAACUCAUCAUCUAAGGUAAAGCAAUCAAUUUCUUAUCCAAAUUACCUAGACUUGACUAAAUUCACCACAUUAAAGACACCAACCAAAUAUCAAUUAAUCUCUGUUAUCGUUCACGAAGGUAGAUCCAUACUGUCGGGCCAUUAUAUUGCACACUGCUUACAACCUGAUGGUACCUGGUCAACUUAUGAUGACGAAUAUAUCAACAAGAUUAAUGAAAAAGAAGCUCUAAGUGAUCCAUCUGCUUAUGUUUUAGUUUAUACCAAGUUGACGCCCAAAUCAAUGAAAAGAUCUAACGAUGGUAAUGAUACCUUGGUAAAUGCUAAAAAAGUAAAACGUUAG